GCUGAUGGAUACGCUGCAGCAAAGCCUGCUGCUGCUUCACUCAGCUACAGGGGAUGCUGGUGCAGCCGUCGUGGCGGCAGCACUGCUGACGCGUGUGGUGACCGCUCCAUGGAAUGCCACCUCGCUCAGGCGCCGCUGUGACGCAUUCGUUCUGAUGCCAGUGUACAUGGAGCUGGCAAAGGCCUACAGCGACGCGCAGGCUCGUCGAGGUGGCCGCAAUGGCGGUGGCGCUGACGGUGCGGCCAAGGCUGAAGCCGAUCUACAGAAGGCAACUGCGCGUUUCCAGGCAUUCACAGAGGAGACCCGGUUUUCGCCGGUGCAAGGCCUAGGUUACCAGCUCGGCGUAGUGCUGCCUAUCGGCCUGACAUACUUCGGGGCCCUCUAUGGCAUCAUGAACCAUCCGGAUGCGUUUCGAAGCUUCGUGACGGCGCCCAGCCUGUGGCUGGACUCCUUGGUGUUGCCGGAUCCAUAUGGAGUGCUGCCAUGUCUAUCUGCGCUGGCCUUGCUGGCGAACGCCGAGCUCAAUGCCAAUCCGCCCCAGCCGGGCCAGGAAGACGCAGCGGAGUACUUCAAGCUGGUCAUGAGGGGGGCGCUUCUCACCUGGGUUCCGUGGACCGCGGGCAGUUUGCCGGCGGCGACUUUCUUGUUCAUCGCCACGAAUGGUCUCUACACAGCCUUGAUUACGUGGUUUUAUCGCAAGUACUGCUGGAGCCCGCCAAAGAUAAGCUCGGGCUGGCAGCUGCCAAAGGGCAAAGGCUUCAGAUAG
Molecule: messenger RNA, 766 nt
Organism: Symbiodinium pilosum
Lineage: Eukaryota; Dinophyceae; Suessiales; Symbiodiniaceae
Source: the annotation of a GenBank genome assembly